Molecule: messenger RNA, 345 nt
Organism: Darwinula stevensoni
Lineage: Eukaryota; Metazoa; Arthropoda; Ostracoda; Podocopida; Darwinulidae
Source: the annotation of a GenBank genome assembly
AUGAAAAAACGGGACACGAAUAAAACCUUCAGAACACAUUCCCUCUCCUCAGAGGAAUACGACACAGAGGACGGACGGAUGCUGAGGAGAUGCGAGGAGCUGAUCCCGGUGAACAAGUGCGAGGGGACGUGCUUCUCCCAGGUCCAGCCCUCGGUGGCCACCGUCUCCGGGUUCCUCAAGGAGUGCAACUGCUGCCGAGAGAGCCAGCUGCAGGAGCGGUCGGUGGUGCUGAGCAAGUGCUUCGACCCGGACGGGAUCCCGCUGAAGGGGGAGGACGGGAGGAUGCAGCUGGACAUCAAGGAGCCGACCGAUUGCAAGUGCUUCAAGUGCAACGAGAUCCUCUGA